Rosa rugosa (rugosa rose) is the source of this 831-nucleotide messenger RNA. Its product is annotated as protein YELLOW LEAF 1, choloroplastic. The record is from RefSeq and is a predicted model, not a curated record. NCBI's taxonomy places the organism in Eukaryota, Viridiplantae, Streptophyta, Magnoliopsida, Rosales, Rosaceae. The coding region runs from base 114 to 650 and encodes 178 amino acids. Gene Ontology annotation, biological process: chloroplast organization; thylakoid membrane organization. Gene Ontology annotation, cellular component: chloroplast. The transcript has 5 exons.
UCGCACUCAUAACCAAGCCGCUCGAAAAGGGUUCACCGGUUUCGGGAUUUGCAGCGGCUGUUCAGCUUCAAAGGAGGAGUCUUUAUCCGACUUGUGUUUUUCAGGUGGUUGUUAUGAUGGUGAUGCUUACUGCAGCAAGUGCAAUUGCUAGCUCACCUCUACUGCCAGCAGGGUCAGUGGGUCAACAGGGCAGACGAGCUGGGGUUUAUGGGUCCGGUCCAAGAAGAGUUUGUGUGGAUAGAAGUGUGGUACGCUCUGACAUUAGACCAGUGGGGCUUGGCACACGGUUAUCACUUGAGAGAAGAAAACCAUUAUCACUAAUCACGGGGUCUCGUCGAACGCAGUCUGCUUCUGUAAUAUGUGCUUCUUCUUUGAAUGCCAGAUGCGGUGCAGAGCAAACGCAAACUGUUACACGUGAGGCUCCAACAAUUACACAUCUUCCUGGCAAGGAAAAAUCUCCGCUGCUUGAUGAUGGCGGAACAGGAUUCCCUCCCAGAGAUGAUGGUGGCGGUGGUGGCGGUGGGGGUGGUGGUGGAGGCAACUGGUCGGGAGGCUUCGCGUUUUUUGGAUUUCUUCUUUUCCUCAGCUUUCUAAAGGAUAAAGAAAGUGAAGGUUCUUAUCGAGAAAAUAGAAAAAGGUCUUCAUAUUGAACUUUAGUUUAAGGUUCCUCGACUUCCUUCAGCUAUAUUUUUCACUGUUGAAUAAUAAUUUUAACUUAAAUACCUACAAAAAAGGGUCAGUUUGAUAUUGUUCUUGCCAACUUUGGGCAUCAACUCAUCAACAAGACUUCUAUUCUUUACUUGAAAUAUUGAAUCAGUGUAGCAUCUGCAA